This is a messenger RNA of Macadamia integrifolia, 816 nucleotides long. Its product is annotated as protein ROH1-like. Lineage: Eukaryota; Viridiplantae; Streptophyta; Magnoliopsida; Proteales; Proteaceae. Bases 1 to 816 code for a protein of 271 amino acids. The record is from RefSeq and is a predicted model, not a curated record. The transcript has 2 exons.
AUGGAGACCAAGUUCACAUGCCCUCCCAUUAAAACAAAACAAAAGAGGGAAGGCAGCCUCCCCUCAUCAUCGGCAACCUACCACGCCCACACCAGCCGGAGAAGAUGGUGGAACCAGGAGCCUACCAACCAGGAAUUGGAGCUCGAUGCGUUUCAGAAACAGGUCGUUGAUCGGUUCAAUGAUCUCCAUACCAUUACCGGCAAAGAUCUGCUCUCACUCUCAUGGAUCCGUCACCUUCUUGAUGCGUUCCUUUGUUGUCAGGAGGAUUUGAGGGCUAUUUUAUUCAACGGGAAGGCUCUCAUCUCAAGACGUCCCUUAGAUCGCAUGAUCAAUGAAUCCUUUGAGAGGAGUUUGAAGGCACUUGAUGUUUGCAACGCUAUCCGCGAUGGAGUUGAGCAAGUUCGAAAAUGGCAGAAACACUUGGAGAUCGUCUUUUGCGCCUUGGACUCCUGCCAGAGGACCCUUGGGGAGGGCCAGUUCAGAUGGGCAAAGAAGACGUUGACGGAUUUGACAAUCGCGAUGCUUGAUGAGAAGGAUUCUGGCUCCAUUUUCGCCCACAGGAACCGUUCAUUCGAGAGGAACAACAACAGCGGUGGGAAGGACCACCAUGCAGCAGGGCAUUUCCGCUCGCUCUCCUGCAGUGUCUCGCGCUCUUGGUCAUCCACCGGGCAGCUUCAGGUGAUCGGGAACAACUUGACCCCUCCCCGUGGCAAUGGAAUUGUCGCCACCUGUGGGCUAGCAGUCCCCGUCAAUUCAGUCCAGUUCCCCUUGAUGGAGGAGCGGGAGAAGGAUCUUCCAUUAUCAUCUUUUAGUUAA